UUGCGAGCUUAGCCACGCGUACCCAGUCAUUGGGUACGGUAGACAUUUGGCCAAAGACCAGCAUCAAGAUAAGGUCAGCGAGAGCUGUGGCCCAGGAUGCGCAGGAACGGGUGGUGCCGUUAGUGUUGGACGACAGCUCGCUCGAGAGGCCACCAGAACCAGAAGGGGGCCACGAAGAAGGCCCCCAGAAGGGCCUGCUGGAUGGUCUAGUUUGCGAGCGACCAUCGUCAUCGUCUUCGUCGUUGUUGUUCUCGUCCUUCGAUCCGGAUCGAGAGAGGCACGAAGAGGAAGAGGAAGAGGAAGAAGAAGAAGAAGAAGAAGAAGAAGAAGAAGAAGAAGAAGAAGAAGGAGAGGAGGAAGGAAAGGGGAGGUUGGAAGAGAGAACGGAGGGAGAGCUCCGAGAUACUGGUUCCGUUCCGAGUGCGCUGGCGGACUUUGAGUUAGGACUCGUCGACGAGAAGGAAUACGCGAUUCGAGUUUGUCUUUCGUCAACGGACGUGCCAGUCUACGUUCAUCGAAAGAGACAAGCGGAAGAAGAGUAUCAUCACCACCACCACCAUCAUCAUCAUCACCAUCACCAUUACGAUCAGCAACAGCAGCAGCAGCAGCAACAACAGCAGCAACAUCCUUCGAGACAAGAACACCAAGAAGAUACGAAAUCCUCGAGAAGAACAACGUCGGACAACGUUGAAGAUUUUCGAAGUAGAAUUUGCGGGGAAGGUAGACAACGGAGAUCCUCCUAUUGCAGGAAUCAUCCUCAUCCACAUCAUCAUCAUCAUCAUCACCAUCACCAUCGUCAACGUCAUCAAGGAGGAGGAGGAGGAGGAGGUGGAGGUGGCGAGGGUGGUGGAGGAGGAGGACCUGGAGUCGAUCGGAAUCAUCGUCCCUGUCGAGUUCAUGCUCGGAGGAGAGAAUUCUCGAGGGAAAAACAGCCAAAGGAAGAACGGACAGAAGAUCGUAGAGAUUUGAGACACUCGGAGGAAGUCGAGUGUUCGAUCAUACAUCUCGAUCAGGAUCCGAUUCUUCGUCCGGUACGGGUACUCGGUUGUCCUCCUGCGGAAGGACAAGAGAUAUCCUCGUUCUUGGAACCGUCUGUCGUUAGUGGUGUUGCUAGUGGUGGUGGUGGUGGUGGUGCUAGUGUCGUUGGCUGUGGUGAUAGCGCUACCGGUGCUUCUAGCUCUGUUCCAAGCGUGCCGUACGUUUACGGUGGACUUUCAACGAGCGGUAUUGCGACGGAGGGUCCUUGUUACGGUCUGUACAACCCGGAUAACAUACGGCCAAAGAGCCGUGUCGGGAGCCGCUUCGCCAAGAUCCUCGAGAGACCGAAUCGCGCGGUGAAGGACGUUAAUCGUAAAGUGCUUGCAAUGAUACGCGCUAUGACGCCUUCCUGGUCGUUGCGUCUUCUCGGCGUCAGCUGCGGUUCCGUGGUCUGCGCUUGGGGACUUCUUCUGAUACUCUCGGUUCUCGGGGGUGGUGCAUCUCACGGUACUGGGACCGGCAUCGGCAGUUUCGGCCUUGGAAGUCUCUCCGGUACUAUGGACGAUCUCAAUGCGGCCACUUGUCCUUGGGCUUGUUCCUGCGGAGGUCAAGAGGUUGACUGUUCUCAUCGAGGACUCACUCAGAUACCUGGCGACCUGGCUGCCCUUCUACUCGCCGAAAAAUUAGAUCUUCAAGGGAAUAAUAUCUCGGUUAUAUUUAAGACGGACUUUGAGGACAUGGCGACGCUUCACGUACUGCUAUUAUCGAACAAUCAGAUCCAUACUAUCCAAAGAGGGGCGUUUCAAGAUCUGGUCGGUGUGGAGAAACUGCGCCUCAAUAACAAUCAAAUUCGUCAUCUCCCGGAUCUCCUCUUCAGCAACAUGAUGAACUUAAAACGGCUAGACCUAAGUCACAACCAGAUAGCCACGAUAGGACCGAAGACGUUAAGAGGAGUCUCUGCUCUCAGGCACCUUUUACUGGAUAACAACGUGUUGACGUGCAUCGACGAAUCCUCGAUAAGAGAAUUAAAGGAUCUCGAGAUCUUAAUGCUGAACAACAACAAGCUAACGACGCUAGGAAAGGAGAUGCUCACUGGUUUGUCGCAUUUACGGACCCUCAAAUUAGCCGAUAAUGCUUUCGCUUGCGAUUGUCACUUAACAUGGCUUUCUCGACAUUUGAGAACGUAUUCUCGUCUCGGACAGCAUACGCGAUGCUCGUCUCCAGCUCAUUUGAAAGAUCGAAGUCUCGCUGAUCUGCAGGAACACGAGUUCAAAUGCUCCGGCUUGGUAGAACGAGCGGGCUCGGAAUGCAGUGCGGAACCGCAAUGCCCGCAUCCCUGCAAAUGCGCCAACGGAAUCGUCGAUUGCCGAGAGAAUUCCUUGACGAAAGUACCGACCCAUCUUCCGGAGGACACCACGGAAUUACGUCUGGAACAAAAUGGUAUUACGGAGAUCCCACCCAAGGCCUUUUCACCGUAUAGAAAAUUACGGAGAAUCGAUCUCAGCAAUAAUCAGAUUCAAAAGGUGGCUUCUGAUGCGUUCCACGGUUUGAAAUCCCUCGAAUCUCUAGUUCUCUAUGGAAAUAAGAUCAGUGAACUUCCAGGUGGUCUCUUUCAAGGACUCUCCAAUUUGCAAUUACUAUUGCUCAACGCCAAUGAAAUUUCUUGCAUAAGGACCGAUCUUUUCCGAGAUCUUUACAACCUCACUCUUCUUUCUUUGUACGAUAAUAACAUCAAGUCUCUGGCGAAUGGAACCUUCUCAAAUCUACGGAGUAUUAAAACACUACAUCUAGCAAAAAAUCCUUUCAUCUGCGACUGCAACUUGCGAUGGUUGAGUGCCUACCUUCACGCACAUCCAAUCGAGACGUCUGGUGCAAAAUGCGAGUCGCCGAAGAGGGCGCAGAAGCGGAAGAUCGAUUCGAUGCGGGACGACAAGUUCAAAUGUAAGGGCGACGAAGAACUUUUGACAAAGAGAGCUGGUGAAUGCAUUCUACCCGGUGCAUGCCCCUCGCCUUGCUCGUGCAACGGAGCAACUAUCGAUUGUUCCAGUAAGAAGCUUACCUCAAUACCCAGAGAUCUACCGAUUUACACCUCUACUCUUUUGCUAGGCAACAACGAGUUGGACAAGAUCAAAGCGGACGGGCUAUUCCAAAAGCUUCCGGAAUUGCAGCAUCUGGAUCUAAGGAAGAAUAAAAUCUCACGCAUCGAAGCGUCCGCUUUUCAAGGAGCACACAAGCUCACCGACCUAUUGUUGUCCGACAAUCGGCUGAGAGAAGUUCACAACAAGAUGUUCACUGGUCUGACGAAUCUGAAGAGCUUGAAUCUCCACGGAAAUGCUAUAACAUGCGUGAUGCCUGAGGCUUUCGACGGAUUGGCUCACAUUCGUGCCAUCAACAUGCAAGGCAAUCCACUGUCGUGUAAUUGUCACCUCGCAUGGUUCGCCGGAUGGCUCAGGAAACGAGAUAUGACAGGAAUGACCGGUCGUUGUCACGAUCCCCUGCGACUCAAGGACGCCGUCAUUAAGGAUAUUCCACAUCACGAAUUCAAAUGUAACAAUGACAGCGUUGGCUGUCUGGGCGACGAUUACUGUCCACCCCAGUGCAAUUGUGCUGGUUCGGUGGUAAGGUGUUCAAGGGCUCAGCUUACGGAGAUUCCACGUGGGAUUCCACCGGAAACCACGGAGCUGUAUUUGGACGAGAACGACAUUAAGACCAUCCAACCAGAGAGACUGAACCACCUGAGGAUUCUGACCAAGCUCGAUUUGAGCAACAAUCAGAUCGGAAUGUUGUCCAACGAUACCUUUAGGAAUCUCACGAAGCUGUCGCAUCUAAUUAUCAGCUACAACAAAUUGCAAUGUGUGCAAAGAAACGCUCUCGCGGGACUGAAGUCUCUGCGUAUAAUUUCUCUUCAUGGCAACGACAUAUCGGUGAUUCCCGAGGGUGCUUUCGAGGAUUUGAAAUCGAUAUCUCAUCUUGCUCUUGGUUCGAACCCUCUCUAUUGCGACUGCAGCAUGCGGUGGUUGGCUGAAUGGGUGAAGAAAGAUUUUGUCGAGCCUGGUAUAGCCAAGUGUAUGGAUCCACCGAACAUGAGAGACAAACUUCUUCUGACGACACCACCCGACGCGUUUCAAUGUAAAACCAAGCAACAGCCAGCCGAGGUCCUGGCCAAGUGCGACCUGUGUUACACCGCGCCAUGCCAGAACGGAGGACUCUGCGAGGCGCUUCCGGAUCGGCAGUUCCGUUGCAAGUGCGCGCCAGGAUAUCAUGGGGACCGGUGUCAGCAUAAAAUUGACGCGUGCUAUGGAAAUCCUUGCAAGAACUCCGGAACUUGCAAAGUAUUGGAAGAAGGAAGAUUCAGUUGCGACUGUGCCCCCGGAUACGAGGGACUCCGAUGCGAGAGUAACGUCGACGACUGUGCGAACAACAAGUGCGCCAAUAACGCGACCUGCGUCGACCUCGUUCAGGCCUAUCGAUGUGACUGCACCCCAGGAUUCAUGGGAGAAUACUGCGGAGCGAAAAUACCCUUUUGCACAAAGGGGCACGAUCCCUGCGAGAACGGGGGUCGAUGCGUCGAUCACCAAACCCACUACAGCUGCGAAUGCCCGAUCGGCUUCACCGGCCUUAAUUGUUCCACCAACCUGGAUGACUGCGGUGAUCAUAUGUGCCAGAACGGUGCUACUUGCAUCGACGGCAUAAACAAUUAUGAGUGUAAGUGCGCGGCGGAGUAUACUGGAAGGUACUGCGAGAUUGCACCAUCAACAGCCAUGUUAUAUCCGCAAACGAGUCCGUGUGCACAUCACGAUUGUCAGUAUGGUGCCUGCUUCCAGCCAGCUCCUGCCUCCGCCGCGGACUAUCUUUGCCAGUGCCACCCCGGCUAUACCGGAAAACGAUGCGAGUACCUGACGAGUCUGAGCUUCGUGGACAAUAGCUCGCUGGUCGAGCUAGAGCCGCUACGCACGAGGCCCGAGGCAAAUGUGACCAUCAUUUUCACGACCACGCAGGAAAACGGGGUUUUACUCUACGACGGUCAAAACGGGGAGCAUAUAGCCGUCGAGUUGUUCAAUGGUCGCGUCCGAGUCUCUUAUGACGUUGGAAAUUAUCCUACGUCGACGAUGUACAGUUACGAGAUGGUCUCCGAUGGUAAGCCCCACAUGGCUGAACUUUUGGCGAUCAAGAAGAACUUCACGAUGAGGGUUGAUCGCGGUCCAGCCAGGAGCAUCAUAAACGAGGGCCCGAGGGAAUAUUUGAAGCUCAUCACGCCGAUGUACGUUGGUGGUGUCACACCCGAAGUCGCCAACGUAGCCUUCUCCGAGUUUCAUUUAAGGAACGUCACGAGCUUCCAAGGCUGCAUCUCCGAGAUGUGGAUCAACCACAAGCUGGUGGACUUUAGCAAUGCCGCCAAAAGGCAUCGCGUUACUCCUGGAUGUGCUUCUAACGAGGAGGAAGCUGAUGAAGCACGAGACGUCAUCGAAGCCGAAGGCAUUGCUGUCGGCAGUAACGAAGAUACCUUGCCACAGGAGCACAUUCCUCCUCGCGAACAUUCCGAUAUCGUCGUAUCGCUCCCAAUCACAGGAAUCUCUGAUCCCUGUGCCGGUCACGAGUGUAAGAAGGGCUCGCAAUGCGUUCCAUCGGCAUUUGGGAAUGAUUAUUCCUGCAGAUGUCAGACCGGCUGGUACGGGCGAUAUUGCGAGAAAGCGCCAACGUGUCGUAAAGAGCACACGAGGGAGUACUACAGCGAAAACGGAUGCCGUAGUCGACGACCUGUGAAACUUGCCAAAUGUUGGGGAAGUUGCGGCAAUUCGUGCUGCUUACCAAGAAAGACCAAACGACGCAAGGUUCGGCUAAUCUGUACGGAUGGCAUGCGGUACACGAAGGACGUCGACCUUGUUCGUAAGUGCACCUGUACUAGAAAGUGCUACUAGCAAGUAGUAAUAUCCGCAUCUCGUCACACGAGCAGCCUCCCUCUCAACAAUCAUCAUCGUAGCAGUACACUGAGACUUAGACGAGAUCGUCGACGAAAAGACCCCGAGAUCCAAAAUCGCACUAUCAAUCUUUUAAAUAUCCCUGAACAUUCGAAGAUGCGCCGAAGAAGGAAAGAAGAAAAAAAGGAUGAUAAGAAUAGAAGAAGAUGGAAGAAGAAGAAAAAGAAUAAAGUAACUACCCUCGACGCAUCUUCAAAUUAAAACCCAGGAGAUUUUUGAAAGUGAAAGUGACAGAGAACAGUGCGGGCCAAAACUAAGAUGGACACACACAGCCGGCUCAGUGUGAUAUGUAUUAUUAAUUAUUAAUUAUUAUUAAUUAUUAAUUAUUAAUUAUUAUUACUAUUAUUAUUAUUAAUAUUAUUAUUAACAUUAAUAUUAAUAUUAAUAUUAAUAUUAUUAUUAUUAUUAUUAUUAUUAUUAUUAUUAUUAUUAUUAUUAUUAUUAUUAUUAUUAUUAUUAUUAUUAUUAUUAUUAUUAUUAUUACUACUACUACUACUACUACUAUUAUUAUUAUUAUUGGAGAUAAAGCGAAGAAGCUAAAGUAUAUUGUAAGUACUAUUAAGUAUGAUGGACUAUCGAUAUCGAAAGGGAAAGAUAAAAAAAAAUAAGAAACCACACACAUACAUAUUGCAGUUUAACGCAUAUUAGGUAUUAUACGUAUUAUUAUAGGAUUGUAAGGAUUCAUAACUGCCUAAGAACUGCCUAACAGGGGAUGGAAAGAUGAAUAGAUGAAGAAAAAAUAAUAAUGGAAAGGAUAAUAAAAGAAAAGAUGUACACGAUGCAAGCACGCACGCAUCAUUCUCAUCCCUAAUAACGAUUUGUGGUUACGAUAAAAAGCGUGCUUGCGACCGUAAAACACAUACACACAUACACGUACACACACGCGGGCAAGCACACAUUCACAGAGACAGACACGCAGUUGCGAAUAUUUAGCCGAGCACGUAACGUAACGUGUCCACACUAUUAAAAAAAGACGAUGAUUCGUGAGAUUUGUGGGUAUUAACGAAUAAAAAAGAAAAAGAUAAGUGGAGAAAAAGUAAGAAAAAAAAAAAUAAAAAUAAAAUGAGGAGAAGCGUUCCUGAACGUACGCGAGCGCACGGUGUAUGUUUCGUCGUCUUUUUCGUUGAAAUCGUUUUUUAAAAAGCGAUAAUGACAGAAAAGUUCCGCUUCUAAUCAAAGAGAAAACGUUCAUGGUGCGCUCGCCGAUCGGUUUAUCGCGGUCGAAUAAUAGCAGCUAUCGAUUUUUUUCUUUCUCGUUUUAUUUCUUUCUUUUUUUUCUUUAAUCACGCACUGUACUCGAGAGAACGAAUUAAUUACGCACGAUAAAUGUUAGUUUUCCAUAUAUCACGUCUUUUACUCAACGAAUGUUAACCCUACGUCGGGCAUCUACCCCUAGAAAAGAUGACUUCUAGAUCGAAUAAGAAAAAAAAAAAAAGGAAAAAGGAAAAAGUAUGAAAAAAUAUUAAAAGAAAGAAAGAAAGAACUGCCACCUUUUUUAGCAUAAUAAUAUAUUUAUAGCGAAUACGUAGUUGAAAAGGCAAUUGUUCCUCGGGAGACUCUUUUCUUUCUUCGUUCGUUUAUCGCUCGAUAUUUAUUUAUUCGCCGAAGAUUGUUCGUUUAAGAGCCAAGUAUGAGAUUUUAUUAUCCAUUUUAAUAUUUACGCAAAUAAUUCUUUUUCUUUUUUUUGCAUAUUAUAUUUCUCCAAUGCCAUAGGCGUUUAAAGAUUAGUAUUCCUUCUAACGAUAUAUUCUAACGUUAUUUCUAACUUUUUAUUGAUAGUUUAAAAGUAAGAUCUUUCGUAGGAUAAAGUUUAAACGACAAAAUAAUAUAUUGUUUCUUAUUUCCGUUCUUCUUUACUUUUUUCUUUCUUUCUUCUACUUCUCGUUUCGUUCACUUUCACGAAAAGUAUGUAGACUUUGUCGAUUCGGUAUCGGCCUAUUUACGAUUAGAUACAUUCGAAGUCGAUAAUGCAUUCUACGAGUAGGUCGUGAACGUGUAAAUAAAUUACGAACCGAUCAUGAUUUUCGAGAAUAGAUUGAGAGGUCUCCGUGAAGAGCGUGGAAAGAGUUUCUAAAUCGGUGAUUUCGAUGACUUCUGCGCACUACAUACGGCCUAAUCGUAAUUAGUCUCGAGAGAAUAAAAGUGCAGUUUGUGAAAUAUUCAAGGAGCAUCGAAACUUCGGAAUCGAAUCGUUUUGAAAUAGUUUGAAACGAACGAUCGGAGACCGUUCACUUUCGAAGCUUGCUAAUAAAUAAAUAUUAUUAUACAAUUAAAUUGAUCGAACAGAUUUGUUCGAGGCAAAAUUCGUUUUAUUUUCAUUGAAAUUGAUAGAGAUUCGCUCGAGACGAACGAUCGAUUCGUGGCGCGUUUCGUAAAACGAGAAGUGAUCUUUAAAGAAUUUCAUUUGUUAAACGUUAACGAACGACGAGAUAAAUUUGAGAAUCUGUAAUUUGAGAAAAAAAAAGGUCGGUGACUCCAACAACUUCCGAACGGGGAGUCUCCAUAUCCGAUACGCGAAGAGACGUAACCUUCGUGUAAUUAUUUUUGUAUAAGAGAAUAAUUUAUAUGGGAUUGUAGCGUAUUGGUUCGUACGGGAAAUAUCAUUCGAACUACUUAAUUCGCUAAAAUAGGUAGAGAUUAUUUCGCGUAUAAUAUAUUAAUAAUAUAAGUUAAUACGUGCACUUAUCCGGUGAGAAAUAAUCCACUGUCAUUCGAUGGUUCAAAGCGUUUACAAUUGAUUACUUCGAUUUUGAUGAAAUUCAUUAUCGAUUUAUUUCAUUAUUAAACGAUAACGUACCAACGUAUGCGCGUGGGUUUUUCCAUAAAAGAAAUUCUUUCUUUCUGAUACUAUAUCUACAUAGAUCUUUGUUCGAUUAAUUUAAAAAAUUUGUAAUAUAAAGGAAAGAGAAAACACAUACGCGCACGCACGCCUAAAAUCGUAAAUAAAGUGAUCGCGAAAAAGCGUAUCGAUUCUUCUCACCGCUCUCUCCGUAAUUCAUAGCCCAAUUUAAGCAUAGGUGUACCAUAACGGCAUACAUACGUCAUAUUAUUACAUUGAUACAACUUUGUAAGUAUUAAUAGCCGUAUAAGCUCGCUUAUAUCGUUUCGUUUAUAACUCGCUCCGACGUCGACCUUCGAAAUAAAUCCUUUCCAGAAUAAUGGCCAGUCGAUUUUUCUUGCAUAUGCAUAGGUGCGAUUAGGUGCGAAUUAAUGUGAAUCAACGUGAACGAUUUUGAAAGUAAAGGAAAGAAAAGAGAAAAAAGAUAGAGAUAGGCAAAGAAACCAGUCGGAUGAUUGUCGGUUCGAUAAUUUUCGAAUUUGAUUAAAUCAACUAAAUGAAGAAGAAAGAAUAGAAAAAUAGACGCGUAUGGAUUAGAGAAAAAUUCGAUAUCAGCGAGGAGAAGCCAUUUAGUAUGAAAGUGGUACGCUAGGAAAAUAGAAUAGAGAAAAGAGAAAAAUAAAAAAAAAGAUAAUGCGGAGAGAAAGAAAAAGACAGAUAGAGAGAGAGAGAGAGAGAGAGAGAGAGAGAGAGAGAGAGAGAGAGAGAGAGAGAAAGAGAGAGAGAGAAAGAGAGAGAGAGUAAGGUGACGUUUUAUUGCGAGACGUACGUUUGUAUUGGACAAUAAUAACCGGCAAAAAAGGAUGAGUUAAUUAGCGAUGAAAAGAGUGUUGGCUUCAAAAUGACCCUUUCGUCAAUUUUCCAGACGAUUAUUCUAAACGCAAAACUUUUUUCAUUUUUCAUCCUAGCCGUCUUUAUUUGAUUCUUUCUCUUAGAUUGAAAAUAUUUUUUAUAACUCUUUCCAUAUAAGUUACAAUAAUUUUUUUGUUAUUCUUUAUUGUUUUAUUCUUUUUUUUUUUUCUUUGAACGCGAAUCUUACGAUAUAAGACCGACACUCUUUUCCUGAUAAAUAAUAAACGAAGUUAUUACAUUUUUCAGAGUACUCUGAAUUCUAUGUUGGCAAAAAAGAGAGAGAGAGAGAAAGUUUGAAAGAAAUAAAACGGAGAGAAAGAGAGAGUGCGUGUGAAAGAAUUAGGAUGUGUGAACAUAAAUUCGUGAGAGCAUGAUCAUGAAUCGAGAGGGAAGAAUGGGAUUUGUAUAAAUGUGUCUAUCGCGAAGCACGUUUUACCAAAUAAAACUGGAAUACUGCAUGCCUAGAAAUACUAUAGCUCUAUACAUGUAGGUAUUAAAUUAGGUAUUAGCGUGAAAGCAAAAUGUCUAUGUUUAUAUAAUGUAACAAAUCUUCGAAAUAUGAAUGCAAUUAAAUAAAUGUAUGUAAAGUUUAUAA
Messenger RNA from Vespula vulgaris, 10243 nucleotides. RefSeq names its product protein slit (gene sli). Gene Ontology annotation, molecular function: Roundabout binding; calcium ion binding; heparin binding. The transcript is spliced from 29 exons. The coding region runs from base 1365 to 5897 and encodes 1510 amino acids. Gene Ontology annotation, biological process: axon guidance. Lineage: Eukaryota; Metazoa; Arthropoda; Insecta; Hymenoptera; Vespidae. The record is from RefSeq and is a predicted model, not a curated record.